Molecule: messenger RNA, 291 nt
Organism: Coffea arabica (coffee)
Lineage: Eukaryota; Viridiplantae; Streptophyta; Magnoliopsida; Gentianales; Rubiaceae
Source: RefSeq, a predicted model, not a curated record
AUGGCGUCCUUGAACUUGUUUUUCACUCCAAUUAAUACUGUCCCGCGAAGAAGAGUGUGCACAGCAGCCACAGCUGCAAAGAGCUCUGGUGGAAGUAGCCAGGAGAAGGGGCUGCUGGAUUUUAUCCUUGGGGGACUGCAGAAAGAAGAUCAGCUCUUGGAAAUUGACCCAAUCUUGAAGAAGGUGGAGGAAAAGGAUGGUGGGCGCAAGAAUCCCGCAGCCGUGCCACCUCCGAAGAAGAAAGACGGCGGCUUUGGAUUUGGGGGAUUAUUUUCCAAGGAUGAAAAGUGA